This is a messenger RNA of Saccostrea cuccullata (small rock oyster), 1684 nucleotides long. RefSeq names its product protein draper-like. The record is from RefSeq and is a predicted model, not a curated record. Bases 11 to 1684 code for a protein of 557 amino acids. Gene Ontology annotation, molecular function: scavenger receptor activity. NCBI's taxonomy places the organism in Eukaryota, Metazoa, Mollusca, Bivalvia, Ostreida, Ostreidae. The transcript is spliced from 12 exons.
AUACACGAAAAUGUGGUUGGAAGUGUUAUUAGUAAAUUUUUUUCUACACACAGUACCAAAGAUCUCAGGUUUUGUUAAUCUAGCGCAUGCACCUGGGCAGGCUCUACAGGGAACUGCCUCUUGGAAUGUUGUUCCUCAUACCAGCACCUGGAGUGCUGACAAAGCGGUUGAUGGUGACACGAGACAGGACUAUCUUCCUACGUGUGCUAUUGCUAACUACGAUGCGUACACUUAUAAAUCAGUUUGGUGGAAAGUUUGGUUAAACAGGAAAUUUAAUAUAGCAUAUGUGGAAAUCUAUCUGCGAUCCGUAGCGACAGGCCGGGCAACUGGUUUUUCCAUAUAUUCUUACGAGGACGUAUCGUAUACUCCUCCCACUGGAGACACGGGGCAACUUAUUUACCGUCACGACCCUAUGUCCGGAUGUCCAGCGUUCCUCCAAAACAUAACUGUGAAUAAAGUAGCUCAGGGAAUAGCCUUCUUUAACGAAAGACCAGAUGGAUUUACGUCAAGCUGUUCAUACACAAGCGCAACAAAGACCUCAGUUGAAAUAUGCGAAGUGAGAGUUAUGGGUUGUGACCAAAAUAGAUACCCAUUUGGAUGCAGUAAAGAAUGCAGUACUAAAUGUAAGGACAGACACUGCGAUGUAUUUAGCGGAUCAUGUAUCUAUGGCUGUUCUAAUCCUGGCGCUGUGUCCUUAGAUUGUACUGUGUGUGAUGACGGAAAGUAUGCUUUAAAUGAUCGAUGUGAACAAUGUGGACACUGUCAGGGGGACACAGUGUGUGAAAAAGGAACAGGAAGAUGUCCGUCUGGUUGUAAGGAAAACUGGAUCGGGGAUAUUUGUAAAGAAUGUGCAGAUGGUUACUAUGAUGUGAACUGUAGUGCACAGUGUGGAAAUUGUCUUCAAGGAUUUUGUGACAAGAAAAACGGAAACUGCCUAUCUGGUUGUAAACCGAACUGGAAAGAACCUUUGUGUCAAGAAUGUACUGAUGGUUACUAUGACCAGAAUUGUAGUAUCAGAUGUGGACACUGUCGAGAUAGAUUUUGUAACAAGAAAACUGGAAUAUGUUCAUCUGGCUGUAAACUGAAUUGGAGAGAGCCCUUAUGUCAAGAAUGUGUUGACGGUUACUAUGGUCCGACUUGUAGUACUCAGUGUGAAAACUGUCGAGAGGGACUUUGUGACAGGAAAAACGGAUCCUGCCUAAGUGGUUGCAAAAUAAACUGGAAAGAACCUCUCUGUCAAGAAUGUGUGGACGGUUACUAUGGACACAAUUGUAAUGUCAUAUGUGGUAAUUGUCGAGAAGGAUUUUGUGAAAAAAUAAACGGAAGUUGUUUAUCUGGUUGUAAAAUAAACUGGAAAGAACCUCUGUGUCAAGAAUGUGUUGACGGAAAUUAUAACGGAGACUGCAGCAGACAGUGUGGACACUGUCUUACCGGAGUUUGUGACAAGACUGUUGGAACUUGUGUAAGCGGAUGCUUACAAAACUGGCAGGAACCUCUGUGUCAAGAAUGUAUUGAUGGAUUUUAUGGUGAAAGCUGUAACACACAGUGUGGAAAUUGCAUCCAAGGACUGUGUGACAAGGGGAAUGGUACCUGUAUGAUCGGCUGUUUACAGAACUGGGAGGGUCCUAUAUGUCAGGGUAAAGAAUUUCAUCUGAAGACCUCACAAAUCGAGGAUAUAAUUUAA